UGGAUAUAGUACAAAAAGGUUAGAUACAAAAUCUGUAACCAACAACAUUCAAAUGAGUCAUAAACAAACAUGUGUUUUGAGCUUUCUUUUCUUCUUCGUUCUCAUCUUAUCCUGUGGAGCUUCAGGGGUUACUAUUUCGGUUAUCAAUGAUUGUGGCUUCACUGUUUGGCCUGGAAUCUCUGGCAGCCCUGUUCUCGAUAUCACCGGAUUCGAGCUCGCAAAGGGGAAGAGUCAGACCUUACAAAUUCCUGAAGUAUGGCAUGGUCAAAUCUGGGGUAGGACCGGUUGCACCUUCAAUGCGUCAGGUCAUCUGUCAUGUAAAACAGGCGAAUGUGGCUCCGGUGAAAUGGGGUGCAACGGAAGAGCAGCAACCCCACCUGUUACACUUGCGGAGUUUGAGGCCACAGGGUUCAAAGAUUAUUAUUAUAAUAUCAGUCUUAUCAAUGGCUAUAAUUUACCAAUGACUAUGGAGGCUGGUGGGUCAAGUUUAAAGGUACUUAAUUGCACGAUAACAGGCUGCAGUGAUGGUUUGAACCAGCUCUAUUGCACAAAAACAGGCUGCGUUGAUGAUUUGAACCAACGCUGCCCGAUAGAGCUGCAGUUGGAGAGUGGAGGAGGGUGUAAGAGUGCAUGUCAGACCUUUGGCACGCAGGAGUAUUGUUGCGACAACUCUUUAACAUUAGGGAUGUGCGAGCCGACAGCAUACACUCAGUUCUUUAGAUCAGCGUGCCCAAGAUCUUCUUAUGUAACCGGGUUUAUAAGUGGUGUCAGAUUUUGUGAUGAUGUGAAUUACACUGUCAGAUUUUGUCCCUUUGUUGACACAUUUUCAACGAUCAAACUUGGCGGCCAACUCAAUUACUAUGACCAGCUUGUCUCCAUCCGGGGAAAUUUCACGCUAGGAUUCUUCAAUAGCAAUGGUUUUUACUUGGGAAUUUGGUACACCGAUGAUGCUGAAGCCCGAAAAGUAUGGGUCGCCAAUCCUAACAAGCCAAUCAAAUCCAUAUCAGCAGGCAUCAUGAGCCUCUCCAUCGACCCCAACACAGGAAACUUGAUCAUCACUACUGGAGGGACGACUCUGAUGAAUAUUACUGAUGUUCAAGCAGGUCCAAACCCAAACGUGACUGCAACACUUGAAGACACAGGUAACUUCCAACUGAUUAACGAAAUCGACAAGAGGGUUUUGUGGCAGAGUUUUGAUCACCCAACGGACGUGCUUUUACCGGGUAUGAAGCUUGGUUUUAACAUGAAAACAGGGCAGAACUGGACCCUGGCUUCUUGGCUGACUAAAGAAGUCCCUCCUCCAGGUGCUUUUACUUUGAGCGUCGAACCUAAUUAUAAAGGAGUUCGGACACUAAUGAUUCGUCGACGAGGCAAACCCUACUGGACGAGAAGUCUAUCCAAUCACAUAUCAUUCGAAGAUCUGUUUACAUUAGAUCACCGAGGUAGGCAACCUUAUUAUAAUCUAACAUCUGUUUACAACGCAGAAGCAUGGUACUUGAGCUAUGAAAGUAGUUAUCUUGAGUUUCCAAUGUGGAUUUUGACACCAGAAGGGCGAAUUACUGAUGAUGAUAGUUUUGUGCUUUGGACUCCUGAAUUUUGUUAUGGGGACGAUUCAAGUAAUGGUUGUGUCGAGUCCAGUUUUCCCCAAUGCAGGAAUUUGACAGGUGUUACUGAUAACUUCGAUGAGAAAAAUGGAGAGUUUGAUCCUCGCACUGCAAGUGCUACUGAUAGCAACUCAAGCCUAAGUAUCAGUGAUUGUUUUGCUAAAUGCUGGAAUGAUUGCAGUUGUGUGGGGUUUAAAAGCCAUACGAUCGAUGGAACCGGGUGUGAUUUUUGGAGUGGAAGCAAAAGCAAUAGUUUUUUGGUGUACCCGAUUGAAUCUUGGUCAAAUUCUAGAUCAAAGUAUGUGAUCAGUUCCCUUAAUCUGGUUAGUUCAAGUACAGGUUCCCUUAAUCUGGUUAGUUCAAGUACAGGAAAGAAAACCAAAAGAAAUAUGACAUGGAUAUGGAUAUGGACUUCCAUUGGUGUUUCUAUUCCUUCGAUUUUUCUCUGUUUUGCACUUCCAUGGUAUAUGAAGAAAAGAAGACAAACACGAGAAGAAAACCAGAGACGGAAAAGAGAUGAAUAUUUCCUUGAGCUAAUAGCCUCAGAAAGCUUCAAGGAUGUGCAUCAACUUGAAAGCAAUACCAGGAAUGGAAAGGAUCUGUUAUUGUUUAGCUUUGCCUCCAUCAUGUCUGCCACUGGUGAUUUCGCUCUUGAAAAUAAGCUCGGACAAGGUGGUUUUGGACCUGUUUACAAGGGAAAACUAAGCGAUGGGCGAGAAGUUGCAAUCAAAAGGCUUUCAAGAACAUCAGGGCAAGGGCUUGUGGAGUUCAAGAAUGAACUAAUACUCAUAGCCAAGCUCCAGCACACAAAUCUUGUUCAGGUUCUUGGGUGUUGCAUUCACGAGGAAGAAAAGAUGUUAAUAUACGAGUAUAUGCCUAACAAAAGCUUGGAUUUCUUCCUCUUUGAUGAAAGAAGAAAGGCUGAGCUGGAUUGGCCUAGACGGUUUAACAUCAUUGAAGGAAUUGCUCAAGGGUUGCUAUACCUGCAUAAGUACUCAAGAAUGCGAGUUAUUCACAGAGACCUAAAAGCUAAUAACAUUCUGUUAGAUGAGAAUAUGAACCCAAAGAUUUCUGAUUUUGGUAUGGCAAGAAUGGUCAAGGAUAACGAGACUGAGGCGAUGACUAACAGGGUUGUAGGAACAUAUGGUUAUAUGUCUCCGGAGUAUGCAAUGGAAGGGACAUUCUCCAUGAAGUCUGAUAUCUUCAGCUUUGGAGUCCUAAUCCUGGAAAUUAUCAGUGGCAGAAGAAACAGCAGUUUCAUUCAUCUUGAUCGCACAUACAAUCUUAUCGGAUACGCAUGGGAGCUGUGGCAACAAGAGGAUGCAUUGGAGUUGGAGGAUCCAACAUUUGGAAAUACUUUUGUUGUACAACAAUUCUUGAGGACUCUUCAUGUGGCCCUUCUCUGUGUACAAGAAAGUGCAGUGGAUAGACCAACAACUUCAGAUAUGAUCUCCAUGCUUCUCAACGAUACCAUAUCGUUACCUGCUCCAAAAAGACCAGCAUUCUUUAAUGGAAGAGUCGAGUCAAAUUCAACUCCAGAAGAAAGCAAACCGAACCAUUACUCUGUGAACGGUAUGACCAUCACUGUUAUGGAGGGUAGAAGGUAGCCGCGUUUCUUUAGUUAUGUUGAUCAUUAUUUGUGUAACAUACUAACGUUAUUGGAUAGUGGACAUACUCUCAUUAAUGUAAAGUGUGAACUCGAUGUUGAUCGAAUCUAGUUAAUAAUUUGGGCAUUUUAAUUAUCUUACUGUCUGCACAAAACCUGUAUUAUUUCACCAUCAACCACAUAGUCUGAGUUUCUUUGAUUU
This is a messenger RNA of Helianthus annuus (common sunflower), 3412 nucleotides long. Its product is annotated as G-type lectin S-receptor-like serine/threonine-protein kinase At1g11300. The coding region runs from base 53 to 3211 and encodes 1052 amino acids. Gene Ontology annotation, biological process: protein phosphorylation. The transcript has 8 exons. Gene Ontology annotation, molecular function: protein serine/threonine kinase activity; ATP binding. Lineage: Eukaryota; Viridiplantae; Streptophyta; Magnoliopsida; Asterales; Asteraceae. The record is from RefSeq and is a predicted model, not a curated record.